AUGGUUUUGACCACCAGAACUGUCAUAUCUGCCAUCUUUCGCCGAUCCCGAUACUUCUCCAACACAUCCGUGAGGAUACCCUCGAACGAAGGUCCGUCUUCCCACGUUGAGCUCAAUGGGUGGGUGCAAAAAGCGCAGAAGUGUGGUGGUCAUUUGUUUCUCCAUGUCUCGGACGGAUUAUCUCCUAAAACAACCCAAGUCGUCAUUCCUAAAGACCUUUGUCGAUCAGUGCAUGUUGGUAGCGCGGUUCGUAUCUCUGGCGUUUGGCAACCUAGUUUAGGAUCACAGCAGGAAAGAGAGGUGCUUGCCAAUACGUGUGAGCUAUUUGCAAGUGAUGCAGAUCCGAGGUAUUCGGAUUUGUCUCCUGAUCAACUUCGAAAGAAGAUCCAUCUUCGGACGCGUUCUCCUUCGUUUUCUGCUUUGCUUCGGUUACGCUCGAAGCUGCUUUUCGUAACCCAUGACUACUUCAUGACUCAUGGAUACGUGCAUAUUGAUACUCCCGUGUUUACCACAAACGAUUGUGAAGGUGCAGGAGAAACGUUUACUAUCAGUGAUUCAUCUUCAAAGGAGGAUUUCUUCGCGAGGGAGAACACAUUUCUAUCUGUGAGUAGCCAACUACAUCUGGAAGCUAUGGUGAGUGGUAUUUCUCACGUCUAUUCAUUGAGCACUGGAUGCAGAGCUGAUAAACAACAAAGCAGGAACCACCUGUCAGAAUUCAGGAUGUUGGAGGCUGAAAUCGCAUUUUGCAACAACCUGAAUGAGUUGAUGGUUGUUCCUGAAGAUUUCUUACGACACUGCAUUCGUAAUCUGCUCAAUACUCCAGAUAUGGUGGAAGAUUUCGAGUCUUUGGGUGCAUUUUCGUCAAUGACUCAUCUCUCCGUUUUGCAAGCUAUUGUGGACAGUCCGGCAUUCCCUCGACUCACGUACGCUGAAGCGUUGAGGCUGCUUUCGGACAAAAAACAGAAGUUGACAGGAAAGGGAUUAAGCAAGAUCAAUGAAGCUUUCCUGGUAAAAUACCACAACUCACCUGUGUUUGUUACCCAUUUCCCUUCGGAUCAGAAACCAUUCUACAUGCUACGUUCGUCAAAUGGAGAAAUGACUGAAUCUUUUGAUCUUCUUUGCCCUGGUGUUUGUGAACUCGCCGGAGGAUCUAUCCGUGAACCAUCCGCUGAAACAUUACGGAGGAAGAACUCAUCCGCAGAGUGGUAUGCGGAGAUUCGAGAACGAGGAAAGCCCAUAUCAGGAGGUUUUGUAGAAAUUGAGAGUGUUUCCGAGAGUAAGCUCUCCUUAACUCCAACCACUCUCUUCGCAUGCAUCGCGGAGAAGGUCGGAGAAUUUCACGGAGAUUUUGGAUUUGCAUUCGUCAAGAGUGGAUUAGCGGUCAAAGUGGUUGACGGAGACGUUGCACUUAUCCGAGUUGAGUCAUCAAGCGAGAAAUUUGUCACUACCGUCUUGCCUUUUAUUACCACUGUAGCUGGAUUUGAAGUCACGAUGCGUUCUCUUUUCAUUGGUCGAAGCAUCCGAGCUUGUGAAAAGUUUCUUAUUCGAUAUAGAAGAAAUGAACUUCAUAGCCUUCUUAGACACGCAGAAACUGGCAUUGAGAAAAAAACGAUUUUGAAAGCUCUGAACUCUGUGUCUGGAAAGCUCAGCGAGUAG
Messenger RNA from Necator americanus (New World hookworm), 1656 nucleotides. RefSeq lists its product as uncharacterized. Gene Ontology annotation, molecular function: asparagine-tRNA ligase activity; ATP binding; ribonuclease P RNA binding. Gene Ontology annotation, biological process: tRNA 5'-leader removal; asparaginyl-tRNA aminoacylation. Lineage: Eukaryota; Metazoa; Nematoda; Chromadorea; Rhabditida; Ancylostomatidae. Gene Ontology annotation, cellular component: ribonuclease P complex; mitochondrion. The transcript is spliced from 16 exons. The record is from RefSeq and is a predicted model, not a curated record. Bases 1 to 1656 code for a protein of 551 amino acids.